AUGGUCUUUAACUGCAACUGUCAGGAUAUCUUCGUCAUCGACGAGACCACGCCCAGCGGCGUGUACACGGUGGAUCCAUAGGACAACCUGGGCAGCUUCUCGGUCUUCUGCGAUAUGGACACGGACGGCGGCGGCUGGACGUUGUUCCAGAGACGCCAAGAUGGAACAGUGGACUUCUACCGAAACUGGAGGGACUACAAGAACGGCUUUCCUUCCAACCUGACCGGCGAGUUCUGGCUGGGGAAUGACAAAUUGUACCGCCUGGCCGUGCAGAAAGACUACCAGCUCAGGGUGGAUAUGGAGGAUGUGGAGGGGAACACGGCGUACACGGCUUACAGCAUGUUUUCCAUCUCGCCUGAAUCGCAGAACUACAUACUCCACAUCGGGUCCUACAGUGGUACUGCAGGGGAUAGCCUGUCGUACCAUGACGGGAAAUCAUUCAGUACCAAGGACAGAGACAACGACCACAGCUCUGACAACUGUGCUCAGAGGUUAAAAGGUGCGUGGUGGUACCUUGCUUGUCACUUCUCCAGCCUAAACGGACUGUACCGCCUGGGGUUUCACGCGAACAACAUGGACGAGGUCAACUGGUACGGUUACAACUACUCCUUGAAGCGCACGGAGAUGAAAAUCCGGCCAACUCCAUAA
Messenger RNA from Branchiostoma floridae (Florida lancelet), 648 nucleotides. RefSeq names its product fibrinogen C domain-containing protein 1-like. The record is from RefSeq and is a predicted model, not a curated record. The transcript has 4 exons. NCBI's taxonomy places the organism in Eukaryota, Metazoa, Chordata, Leptocardii, Amphioxiformes, Branchiostomatidae.